Colletes gigas is the source of this 3184-nucleotide messenger RNA. RefSeq names its product acyl-CoA synthetase short-chain family member 3, mitochondrial. The transcript has 15 exons. Bases 753 to 2810 code for a protein of 685 amino acids. NCBI's taxonomy places the organism in Eukaryota, Metazoa, Arthropoda, Insecta, Hymenoptera, Colletidae. The record is from RefSeq and is a predicted model, not a curated record.
UAGAGAAAUAGACGGAAAUUUUAUAAUCGAUAGUUAUUUUCGUGAAAUUAUUUAUUUACGUGAGUUUCCACACGAAUUGAAAACUAGUAGACACGAAUACGUUACACCUUCCAACGGCAUUGUUUUAAUGAUAUUUUAAUCAAGAGAUGCUCGCUAAUUCGAAUCGUUUUCUUCUCUAAAAAUUGGCGAUCGAUACUAUACUAAAGUGGGGUUAAUUUUAUUUACCAGUCCUUCGUGCGUCUAAAUUCGUUAGAACGAUUGAAAAGUGGAACGUUCGAUAUACCACCUCAUCGCGACGCCAUUUUAUUCGAGCUAAAACCGAAUACCGAAUAAAAUAAAAUCACUAGAACCGUGGUAUGACCUAUGAUGGACGUUUUUCCAAUCGAAUGACGAUAGUGAACGCGUUAAAAAAAAAUCCGUUGUUUAUUCGAACAGCUCGUCUCGUUCCAAGGGUAGCAACGACAAAGGACAAGCUUCACAUUCGAAAGACGUAGGACCACACGCGGGGGAGACAGGUCCUUAGUUUUUGCUAAGGAAUCGACAAAAUUCCAUCAAAAUCAGUGGCGAAGGAUUUCGCGAUCGGACAAGAGUGUAAAUCCUUCGUCGCGAUACCGCGGACUGGAAGUGGCCUGGAAGGACCGUGAAUGGACCCCCUUCUUCCUCGUGGACGUUGACGCGCGAUUUGGCCCACCGCAUCCUUUGACCACCGAUUUUCAACCGCCGGGGGGAUCCCGUAAAUCCAUCCGAACACCAUGUUGCAAUUAAACGGCGAUAUUUUCAACCCCCCGUCCCAGGACUCGGGAAAGACCACCUUCCAGACGCUCAUCGCCGACUCGAAUAUCCGUCAUCAAAUUAACGAUGGUUCCGAUUACAUCGUCAACCCCCAUUACGUCCGUUGCCCUGCCUACGAAGAGGCUUACAAGAACUCCCUAGAGAAUCCGGAGAAGUUUUGGGGCGAAGUGGCGCAGUGCAUCGAAUGGAGCAAACCUUGGACCAAGGUCUUUAAUAAUUCCAGACCACCAUUUACCAAAUGGUUCGUCGACGGGGAACUGAACGCUUGCUACAACGCGGUGGACCGGCACGUGAACGCCGGAAACGGGAACAAAACGGCUCUGAUCCACGACAGCCCUCAAAUCUCGACGAUCAGAAGAGUAACUUACAACGAACUAUUGGAGAAGACGUCCCUGAUGGCUGGCGCCCUGUACGACAUGGGCGUACGCAAAGGCGACAUAGUGAUCAUCUACAUGCCGUUGAUCCCUGAAACCAUAAUAGCCAUUUUAGCGACGACACGUCUUGGCGCCAUUCACUCGAUAGUAUUUGGCGGAUUCGCCGCGAACGAAUUAGCCACCAGGAUAAACCACGCGAAACCGAAGGUGAUUAUCGCGGCUAGCUGCGGCCUGGAACCGUCCAAGAUCAUUCGGUAUACCGAGAUGCUCAACAGCGCCCUGAACAUCAUUUCUGUAAAAAAACCACGGUGCAUCAUAUUUCAGAGAAGGAAUAUAUGGCAGAGUCCUCUCCUAGAGGGUCAAUUCGACUGGGACGACACGAUGAAGAGGUCGAAACCCCAUCCUUGCCAACCGGUCGAUGCAAACGAUCCCUUGUAUAUUUUGUACACGUCGGGAACGACAGGUCAGCCGAAAGGGAUCGUUCGAACGAUCGGUGGACACCUGGUAACCCUUUGCUGGUCGAUGAAAGCUGUUUAUGGCAUGGACAAGGAUUCCGUUUGGUGGGUGGCAUCCGACAUGGGGUGGGUCGUCGGCCAUUCUUACAUUUGUUACGGACCUCUCCUCUACGGAGCGACCAGCGUGUUGUACGAGGGAAAGCCCGAUAGAACACCGGACGCGGCACAAUACUUCAGAGUAAUAGAACAACACAGCGUGAAUGCAUUGUUUUGCGUGCCCACUGCGCUUCGAGUCAUAAAACGCGCCGAUGUUGACCUCACGUUAGGUCGGAAAUAUUCAACGAAAUCGUUAAAAACUGUAUUCGUGGCCGGCGAGUUCUGCGACUACGAGACAAAAGUCUGGGCGGAAAAAGCGUUCAAAGUACCGGUUUUAAACAAUUGGUGGCAGACGGAAACCGGCCAUCCUAUUACGGCAUUAUGUUUAGGAUACGGCCAUAAUACUAGUUUGCCAAAAAACAGCACCGGUGUUCCGAUUCCUGGUUAUCACAUCGAUAUUUUACAAGACGACGGUAGCAAGACCGACAACCUCGACCUAGGCAGAAUCGUUAUAAAGUUACCAUUGCCGCCUGGUUGCGUGUCGACUCUGUAUCGAGCCGAUGAUAAAUUCGAGGAGAUCUACUUCUCGAAUCAUCCAGGUUAUUACGAUACCAUGGACGUUGGUUACAAAGACGAGUACGGAUACGUUUACGUGAUGGCACGCGACGACGACGUAAUCAACGUCGCCGGUCACAGACUGUCCACGAUGGCCUUGGAAGAUGUCAUUAUGGCGCAUCCCGACGUCGUAGAUGUCGCUGUCAUCGGUGUGCCCGACACAACCAAGGGAGAAGUUCCUUUGUGUCUUUACGUAAUUGGAUCAGAGGCGACAAAGAACGAAGAACAGAUCAACGAGGAACUGGUGUCGCGCGUGAGAGCUUUAAUUGGACCCAUAGCAUCGUUUAGCACGGCAGCCGCUGUAAGGGCAUUGCCACGAACACGUUCGGGGAAGAUAAUCCGCAAAUCUAUCGCCACAUUGGCUCGUUCGAAACUCGUUAAGAUUUCAAGUACGAUAGAGGACGCGACGGUGUAUCGCGAGAUAAAAGAAGUACUUCAGAAGCUCGGUUACGCUAGAUUAGCGCCGGAUCCUCAAUGAUAAGUGCAGUUAAGCUUUUGCCAUUUUUAUUAUAAACUUUUAAUAAUCGUAUAUAAAAUGUAAUACACCUACGUACGAUAUAUGUAUAGCUGACACGCAUAGGAGUGUACUUGAGAAAGACGCGUCGAAAAUUCGAGUUUAAUAGUUAUCUUUAUAAAUUGCACCGCAACUAUAUGUAUAUGUAUAACGAUUUUCCCAUAGUACAAUAAAGAGAACUUUUAAAUGAAUUUACGUCAUCGUGUUCACGGAACGAAGUCGAAAUCUGAGCAACUUAAUUAUAGUUUUUCAACUCACUGUCAGUGUUAGGCCCCUGUUCCAGUUAUAUUUCCGUUCUAAGCGGCAAAGAUAACGUGUUUUUAAAUCAUUGAAUAAAA